CUCCAGGAGUGGAGCGACUACAAGCUGCGCUGGGACCCGGCGGAAUUCGACAACGUCACCUCCAUCCGGGUGCCUUCCGAGAUGAUCUGGAUCCCCGACAUCGUGCUCUACAACAACGCUGACGGGGAGUUCGCCGUGACCCACAUGACGAAGGCCCACCUCUUCUCCAAUGGGAAGGUGAAGUGGGUGCCACCCGCCAUCUACAAGAGCUCGUGCAGCAUUGACGUCACCUUCUUCCCCUUCGACCAGCAGAACUGUAAGAUGAAGUUCGGCUCCUGGACCUACGACAAGGCCAAGAUUGACCUGGAGAACAUGGAGCACCAUGUUGAUCUCAAGGAUUACUGGGAGAGCGGCGAGUGGGCCAUCAUAAAUGCCAUUGGCACCUAUAACUCCAAGAAGUAUGACUGCUGCACCGAGAUCUACCCCGACAUCACCUUCUGCUUCAUCAUCCGCCGCCUCCCGCUCUUCUACACCAUCAAUCUCAUCAUACCCUGCCUGCUUAUCUCCUGCCUGACUGUGCUGGUCUUCUACCUGCCCUCCGACUGCGGGGAGAAGAUCACCCUCUGCAUCUCCGUCCUGCUGUCCCUCACCGUCUUCCUACUGCUCAUCACAGAAAUCAUCCCGUCCACCUCGCUGGUCAUCCCUCUCAUCGGCGAGUACCUCCUCUUCACCAUGAUCUUCGUCACACUCUCCAUCAUCAUCACCGUGUUCGUCCUCAACGUCCACCACCGCUCCCCCAGCACCCACACGAUGCCCUGCUGGGUGCGCAGCUUCUUCCUUGACUUCAUCCCUCGCUGGCUCUUCAUGAAGCGACCCCCGGCCCUGCCUCCCCCCGAGGGGACCGCGGGACAGUACGACCUCCCGGGGACGAGGCUCAGCACCUCCCGGUGCUGGCUGGAGACCGAUGUGGAUGACAAGUGGGAGGAAGAAGAGGAGGAGGAGGAAGAGGAGGAGGAAGAGGAGGAGAAGACCUACCCCAGCCGCAUAUCCCAGGCGGGGUCCCACAGCCAGGGUGCCCAGUGCCGCUAUGGCUGCGGGCGCCAAGCUGGGAAGGCGUCAGGGGGCUCAGCCCCCCGGGGGCCCCCCAAGGGGGAGGAGGAGGAGGUGGGCUCAGACCAGGGGCAGACGCUGUCCCCCAGCAUCCUGAAGGCCCUGGAAGGGGUGCAGUACAUCGCGGACCACCUGCGAGCCGAGGAUGCCGACUUCUCGGUGAAGGAGGACUGGAAGUACGUGGCCAUGGUGAUCGACCGCAUCUUCCUCUGGAUGUUCAUCAUCGUCUGCCUGCUGGGCACCGUGGGGCUCUUCCUCCCACCCUACCUGGCGGGGAUGAUCUAG
Messenger RNA from Nipponia nippon (crested ibis), 1335 nucleotides. It is a transcript of the gene CHRNA2, whose product is annotated as cholinergic receptor nicotinic alpha 2 subunit. Gene Ontology annotation, biological process: monoatomic ion transmembrane transport. Gene Ontology annotation, molecular function: acetylcholine-gated monoatomic cation-selective channel activity; transmembrane signaling receptor activity. The record is from RefSeq and is a predicted model, not a curated record. Lineage: Eukaryota; Metazoa; Chordata; Aves; Pelecaniformes; Threskiornithidae. Gene Ontology annotation, cellular component: postsynaptic membrane.